GUGCCCUAUGUGUUUGGCGUGCCUAUGGUGGGACCCACUGAUCUGUUCAACUGUAACUUCUCCAAGAACGACGUGAUGCUGAGCGCAGUAGUCAUGACUUACUGGACCAACUUUGCCAAGACUGGUGACCCAAACCAGCCUGUUCCUCAAGACACCAAGUUCAUCCACACAAAACCUAACCGCUUUGAAGAAGUAGCCUGGUCAAAGUACACCCCAAAAGAGCAGCUAUACCUCCACAUUGGUCUCAAGCCCCGUGUCAGAGACCACUAUCGUGCCACGAAAAUCUCCUUCUGGCUCCAGUUGGUCCCUCACUUGCAUCACGUCAAUGAGCUCCUCCAAUCGGUGUCCUCUUUCACACACAGUCCCUCCCCACAGGAUGACACCCCUUAUUCUUACACCAAACGCCUAUCCAAAGGCUGGCCUCCUAGUAGUACACGUCACCCAGGUUCACAAGGAGGUACCCCGCAGCCGCCCGAGUCUGCUUUGGGCCAAGGUGGAGGGGAAACUAGUGUGCAUGUCCCUAAUGAGGACUACUCGACUGAACUCUCUGUGACGAUUGCGGUGGGAGCGUCACUGUUGUUCCUCAACAUCCUUGCAUUCGCGGCUCUGCUCUACAAGAAAGACAAGAGGCGUCUGGAGCAUCGCAGGCCACGUCCUCUUCCUCCCCCGAGACGAGACAUCACACCUGCUGAUGUGGCGGCCCAUCUGCAGGGGGAGGGACUGAUGUCAUUACAGGUGAAGCAGCUGGAGUGUGACGCAGCAUCAGCAGACGAGAGGAGCAACACUCACCACCAUCACACUCUGGAUACGCUGGAUGCCCUGGACGGCAUGGACACCCAGGACAUCUACAGCACACUUGACACCGUACGUCUCACCUGCCCGCCUGAUUACACCCUCACCUUGCGCCGCUCGCCCGAUGAUGUCCCCCUCAUGACCUCUCUGACCCCAGGAUCACUGCCUGUGACCCCUGGGUCACACCCUGUUACUCCUGCGACGCCAAUGACCCCCAUGACCCCUGGAUCAGUUGUGGGGAUGAGGAUGGGUCAUCCUCACCAGGGAUACACACACCAUAGCCCGUAUAGUAAUACACAUUUGCCACACACACACAUCUCCACGCACACACACUCCACCACGCGUGUAUAA
This is a messenger RNA of Scomber scombrus (Atlantic mackerel), 1143 nucleotides long. RefSeq names its product neuroligin-4, X-linked-like. The transcript is spliced from 3 exons. The record is from RefSeq and is a predicted model, not a curated record. Gene Ontology annotation, biological process: chemical synaptic transmission; modulation of chemical synaptic transmission; presynaptic membrane assembly. The annotation marks the transcript as partial. Gene Ontology annotation, cellular component: postsynaptic specialization membrane; synapse; cell surface. Gene Ontology annotation, molecular function: neurexin family protein binding; signaling receptor activity. NCBI's taxonomy places the organism in Eukaryota, Metazoa, Chordata, Actinopteri, Scombriformes, Scombridae.